CUUUAGUGUCAUUAGAGCGGCCGCCUUUCAAGUGCAGAGUCAUCGUUCUACUUGAACAACCAACCGUUAACAUGUCUGGACGUGGCAAGGGAGGCAAAGGACUGGGGAAAGGAGGCGCCAAGCGUCACCGCAAAGUUCUCCGUGAUAACAUCCAGGGAAUCACCAAACCCGCCAUCCGUCGUCUGGCUCGCCGCGGCGGAGUGAAGCGUAUCUCCGGCCUGAUCUACGAGGAGACCCGCGGCGUCCUGAAGGUGUUCCUUGAGAACGUCAUCCGCGAUGCCGUCACUUACACCGAGCACGCCAAGAGGAAGACUGUGACCGCCAUGGAUGUUGUCUACGCCCUCAAGAGGCAGGGACGCACCCUGUACGGUUUCGGAGUUGAGUCUCACCUCAGUCCCUGUCAACAACCACCCGAGUCAAACCAAGCCAUCAUGGCAGAAGUAGCACCAGCCGCACCCGCUCCGUCCAAGGCGGUCAAGAAGAAGAAGACCACCAAGACCGCGAAGGGCGGACCCAGCGUGUCCCAGCUGAUCACCGAGGCUGUCGCCAAGUCCAAGGAGCGCAAAGGAGUCUCUCUAGCCUCCCUCAAGAACUCCCUAAGCGCCGCCGGUUACGAUGUGGAGAAGAACAAGGCUCGCAUCAAGAUUGCUGUCAGGAAACUUGUGGCCAAGGACGUCUUGGUGCAGACCAAGGGCACCGGCGCUUCCGGCUCCUUCAAGAUGAACAAGGCGUCCGAAGCCAAGCCCAAGAAAGCUCCCGCUAAGGCUCAGAGCGCCGCCAAGAAGCCCGCAGCCAAGAAAUCACCAGUGAAGAAAGUCGCAGCCAAGAAGUCUGUCAAGGCCACAACUAAGAAGCCUGCAAAGAAGGCGACAACCCCGAAGAAGAAGGCAAAGACGGCGGCUAAGAAGAGCACCAAAAGCCCCGCCAAAGCUGCCAAGCCGGCGGCGAGGAAAGCCCCAGCGGCAAGGAAGAGUCCUGCUGCCAAGAAGAGCCCCGCUAAGAAGGCGAGCAAGCCUAAAGCCAAGACUGCAGCCAAGAAGAAAAUGGCAAGAACCAAGCAGACAGCCCGCAAGUCCACCGGCGGCAAAGCCCCCAGGAAGCAGCUGGCCACAAAGGCUGCUCGCAAGAGCGCACCCGCCACCGGCGGCGUUAAGAAACCUCACCGUUACAGGCCCGGUACCGUGGCCCUCCGUGAGAUCCGCCGCUACCAGAAGUCCACCGAGCUGCUCAUCCGCAAACUGCCCUUCCAGCGCCUGGUCAGGGAAAUCGCCCAAGAUUUCAAGACCGACCUCCGCUUCCAGAGCUCCGCGGUGAUGGCUCUCCAGGAGUCCAGCGAGGCUUACCUGGUCGGUCUGUUUGAGGACACCAACCUGUGCGCCAUCCACGCCAAGAGAGUCACCAUCAUGCCCAAAGACAUCCAGCUGGCCCGCCGUAUCCGCGGAGAGAGAUUCCCAGUGGGUCGCGUUCACCGUCUGCUCCGCAAAGGCAAUUACGGCGAGCGUAUCGGCGCCGGUGCUCCUGUCUACCUGGCAGCAGUGCUGGAGUAUCUGACCGCUGAGAUCUUGGAGUUGGCGGGGAACGCAGCCCGUGAUAACAAGAAGACCAGAAUUAUCCCCCGUCAUCUUCAGCUGGCUGUCCGCAACGACGAGGAGCUCAACAAACUCCUGGGAGGUGUCACCAUCGCCCAGGGCGGUGUGUUGCCUAACAUCCAGGCUGUUCUGCUGCCCAAGAAGACCGAGAAGGCCGCCAAGAAAAUAGUCCUUAUUGUCAUUGAGCAGCAAAUGAACGAAAUUGACUACUCCCUCCGCAACAUUGGUCAACUCGAUUUACUAAUAGCUAACAUGUCUGGACGCGGCAAGGGAGGUAAAGGACUUGGGAAAGGUGGCGCCAAGCGUCACCGCAAAGUUCUCCGUGAUAACAUCCAGGGAAUCACCAAACCCGCCAUCCGUCGUCUGGCUCGCCGCGGCGGAGUGAAGCGCAUCUCCGGCCUGAUCUACGAGGAGACCCGCGGUGUCCUGAAGGUGUUCCUUGAGAACGUCAUCCGCGAUGCCGUCACUUACACCGAGCACGCCAAGAGGAAGACUGUGACCGCCAUGGAUGUUGUCUACGCCCUCAAGAGGCAGGGACGCACUCUGUACGGUUUCGGAGGUUAAAAAUUUCCAUUCCCUGUUCCUAAACACAAAAGGUCCUUUUAAGGACCACUCACAUACUUGCAAAGAGCUAUUAUUCCCAAAAUAAUUACCUCGCUAUCAAUUAAGUGUAAUAAAAAUUUGUAGAUAAAUUGAUCUCCUGACAUCCAAAUCUACAAAUAUUUGGCAGUGCAGGUGACACAAAUAACCAAUGUAUGAAUGUGCACAAUUGCAAAUCUCUAUCCCUUGCAAUUAACUAUGUAUAAUUUCACUUGUAUCAAUUAGCCAGUAUCACAAUGAAAUAGACAUCUCUAUCAAGUUAUGUCAAUAAAUAUGAACACACAAGUGAAGACAUUAAUAAGGGAACUUAAAACACUCUUGAAAUCCAAGAAUACUUAUUUCAACUGAAUAUAUGAUAGUAGUUUAAUGUCCCUGCUAAAUGGCAUCUUUGACCACUAAUUAAACUCGGAAAA
Molecule: messenger RNA, 2602 nt
Organism: Nerophis ophidion (straightnose pipefish)
Lineage: Eukaryota; Metazoa; Chordata; Actinopteri; Syngnathiformes; Syngnathidae
Exons: 6
Coding region: 72-2153 (693 amino acids)
Biological process (GO): nucleosome assembly
Cellular component (GO): nucleosome
Molecular function (GO): protein heterodimerization activity; DNA binding; structural constituent of chromatin
Source: RefSeq, a predicted model, not a curated record